This is a messenger RNA of Benincasa hispida (wax gourd), 420 nucleotides long. RefSeq lists its product as uncharacterized. Gene Ontology annotation, molecular function: nucleic acid binding. The record is from RefSeq and is a predicted model, not a curated record. NCBI's taxonomy places the organism in Eukaryota, Viridiplantae, Streptophyta, Magnoliopsida, Cucurbitales, Cucurbitaceae.
AUGGAGUUUGCGUACAAUAACAUCUACCAGUCCACUAUUGGGAUGUCACCCUUUGAGGCCCUAUAUGGGAAGAGUUUCAGGUCCCCUGUGUGUUGGGAUGAGGUAGGAGAAAGAAGAUUGUUAGGACCUGAAUUGGUGCAGACCACAAAUAAAGCCAUACAGAAGAUCAGGGCUCGUAUGCAGACAGCCCAGAGCAGACAAAAGAGCUAUGUCGAUAUAAGACGUAAGGACCUGGAAUUUGAGACUGGGGUGAAAAGUGUUCUUAAAGAUGGCACCCAUGAAGGGAAGUAUGUGGCAGACCCAUCCCAUGUAGUUGACUACGAGCCCUUACAGUUGAAUGAUAACUUGAGCUAUGAGGAGAAGCCCAUAGAGAUUCUUGCUAGAAAAGUAAAGACAUUGCAUCGUCGAGAGCUUUUGUGA